Pieris napi is the source of this 1280-nucleotide messenger RNA. RefSeq names its product vacuolar protein sorting-associated protein 33B-like. Gene Ontology annotation, biological process: intracellular protein transport; vesicle-mediated transport. Gene Ontology annotation, cellular component: lysosome; CORVET complex. The record is from RefSeq and is a predicted model, not a curated record. Lineage: Eukaryota; Metazoa; Arthropoda; Insecta; Lepidoptera; Pieridae. The transcript has 2 exons. The coding region runs from base 102 to 1280 and encodes 392 amino acids.
CAUGGAAAUAUAGAAUCUGAUAUUAAUAAAUAAAUAAUAAUUCAUAAUAUUAUAAGUUCCAUUAGAAUGAUAAAUUAAUCACUAUAUGUAUACUUUUAAUAAUGGAUCAUCCAUUAUCCUUGAAAUUGGCUUCUCUAAGCCUCGUUUCUCAGCACAAACUAGAAUGUAUUUUGUCUACAUGUGGAAAUAAAAUAGAUUUUAUUAUUGAUCCAAUGCUUAUAAAGCCUUUAGAAAGGAUUUGUGGAGUUACUUGGCUUAGACAACAUGGGGUGGAUAAAAUCUACAAAAUGGAUCCACAACUAGGUGCAACAGCCAAUACUAAAAGAGCAUACUUAAUACCUGCAUGUAUUCAGAAGUAUAAAUGUGUACUAGACCAGAUAGCUUCAGUACUGAGCCUAAAUCCAUCUCUUUCGGAAACCAAGUGUUUUCACAUUAUCAUAGUCCCUAAAACUAUGUCUACAUAUGACUCUAUACUUGAAAGCAAAGGCUUAUAUGAUAUUGUUCAACUACAUUCAUUUUCCUGGGAACUAUUUAAUUUAGAUGACCAAUUGUUAAGUUUAGAAUUACCUUUUCUUUACAAGCAAGUUUUUGUUGAGCAAAAUCAGUCACUGUUGAGUAGUAUUGCUAUGUCAUUGUGGAGUUUGUUUCAUGUAACAGGCCAACCUAAGUGUAUUUUAUCUCUUGGUAAAGUUUCAUCAAGUGUUUUGGAUGUUUUGGAAGUAUAUAAAGAAAGUUAUCAAAGAGAUUUCAUAAAUGUAGAUAAAAAUCAAGAUUUUGGGUCAUUAAUUAUUAUGGAUAGAGAUCAAGACUAUGCAUCUAGUUUGCUGACACCUGCCACAUACACUGGCCUUUUAAAUGAGAUAUUUAGUAUUAACUGUGGACAAUUAGAUCUUAAUGUUAAGGAAACAAAAAUAAAGAAAGGUAAGGUAAACUUCACAACGGAGGAAAAAUCUGAUAAAAAAACUGUUAUAACAUUAGAUAGUUUCACUGACACCUUAUAUGGGGAAAUAAAACAUAGACACUUCUCAGAAGUUUUAAGUGUGUUAAGUUCUAAAGCAAAGCUCUUAAAAAAUGAGGACAUUAAAGCUUUAGGUAUUCAAGAAAUGAAAGAUUAUGUCACUACAAAAUUACAACAGGUUACGCUAUUUAAACAUAAUUUAGUUAACCAUGUAUUAGCUUGUGAAACAAUUAUAGCAGAAAUGAAUAAUAAAUUUGAGAAUUUGACACAAACAGAAUGUGAAAUGUUAAACAAUCGAAAUAAGAAAGGAAAUUAUACAUAA